Messenger RNA from Rhincodon typus (whale shark), 2808 nucleotides. RefSeq names its product adhesion G-protein coupled receptor D1-like. The record is from RefSeq and is a predicted model, not a curated record. Gene Ontology annotation, molecular function: G protein-coupled receptor activity. Lineage: Eukaryota; Metazoa; Chordata; Chondrichthyes; Orectolobiformes; Rhincodontidae. Bases 1 to 912 code for a protein of 303 amino acids. Gene Ontology annotation, biological process: cell surface receptor signaling pathway; adenylate cyclase-activating G protein-coupled receptor signaling pathway. Gene Ontology annotation, cellular component: membrane. The transcript has 10 exons.
AUGUUUGGUGCCUGGGCUGUGGACUGGUUUCUAACUGAGACGGUUCAUGGGGGACGAGCUGAGUCAGUAAGCACGAUCCGUAACCAGCGUUACCAUAUCCAUGCCAACCUCUCGUUUGCUAUUCUUGUGGCUCAGGUUCUUCUUCUGAUCAGCUUCCGCUUUGUACCGGGCACGCUCCCGUGCAAGGUCCUUGCAAUCCUCCUCCAUUUCUUCUUCCUCAGUGUCUUCUCCUGGAUGUUGGUUGAAGGUCUCCACCUCUACAGCAUGGUCAUCAAAGUAUUCGGUUCCGAGGAGAGUAAACACUUCUACUAUUAUGGGAUAGGCUGGGGCUCACCCUUGGUGAUUUGCAUUGUGUCUGUCACCUCAGCAUUUGGCAGCUAUGGAAAUGCAGACAAUUGUUGGCUGUCGAUUGAAAGGGGAGCAAUCUGGGCGUUUGUGGCCCCAGCACUGUUUGUGGUUGUGGUGAACGUUGGCAUUCUCAUCGCAGUGACCAGGAUCAUUUCAAGAAUCAGUGCAGACAAUUACAAGAUACACAGAGAUGCAAAUGCAUUCAAGUUGACAGCCAAAGCAGUGGCAGUAUUGCUCCCAAUCUUGGGGAUAUCUUGGGCAUGUGGAGUACUGACUGUCAAUAACUAUGCCAUCGUCUUCCAAUACAUCUUUGCAUUAUUCAACUCUUUCCAGGGGUUUUUCAUCUUCCUCUUUCAUUGUCUCCUGAAUUCAGAGGUCAGAGCCGCUCUCAAACACAAGACAAAGGUCUGGUCCCUCAAUAGCAGCUCCAUGCGUAAUGUCAACGUGAAACCUUUCAAUUCAGACAUCAUGAAUGGAAAUCGAGCGAUCACCACCCCCACAAAACUGAACACCUGGGAGAAGAGUACCGAGUUUGCGAAUCGAAUGGAUCUGUCGGCAGUGUGACCACCGCACUCCUGCCUCGACCAACCAACAACAGACCCAGUCUCCAGUCUCAUCACUGCUCCUCUCCGAAUACUGAACCACACUCACCCAUCCAGGCUACAGCCAGAAAGGAAGGAACUGUUGACUCAACUCACUUUUAUAAAACGCAAAGAGAAGGAACUGCAAACGUGAGAUAUUUAUUAUACCGGACACAGGGGGAGGGGGUGGUGGGGAUGUAGGUUAGUGUUUCUCGGGAAGGUAAAACUCAUUCAGGAAAGUAAGAUGAAUUUAGCAGUUGUCCUGAAAGCCCUUUCCCUGAUGGGGAGGGGUGCCAUCUGUACCCACCUGAUACUUAAUGUGACUAUAUGUGUAUGGUUUUACUCCUUUUGUGUAGGGGAUCAUUUUGUGAAUUCUUAAGUAAUUAUGACAAGCACACAUAAAUGUGUACUGCGAUUUUAAACUAACUACUUUGAGUGUAAAAUGAUAAUUGUCCCUCCUUAAAAGCAUGCAUAGUGGGUGUAGGAGGAAUUACAAAAAUCUAUGUGUUUUUGGCAAGAAUUUUAUAUAUUGUUUUAUUGUGACACAGGUUUAAGACUGAAGUAUGUUUCCUUCUGUAUAUUUUUCUGAUAUCUGUAGUUUUUUUUUCUGUGUUAAGAGGCAAAGCUUUCUCCACAACAGGUUUCCAUUUUCCAAACCCAGUCUUAUUCUUUAGUAUCUCCCUUGAGGUUAAAAUCCACUUGGACUAAUCGUUACUGGAGGUUGUUUUAGAACCAGUUGAUAGAUCUGAUGCUGGGAUGCUCUGGUGGUUUGGUAAGUUUAAUGAGACUGGAACUGAGCCAUGUGUCCUAAGCAUUAAGGCCCAGCAGCAAAGCCAGGCAGAGAUUGUAUAUCCUGCCAACUUGGGGAGGUGGUGUAGGUUUUGGGGGGAGUACUGUUGGUGUUAACGGGCCCUCAAAGUCAAUACCAGCUAGCAGUUCCUGACCCAGUCAUUGUCCUGUAGCUCCAGCUAGGGGUCAGGUUUGGAAGGUCAGUAAACUCCUGCAGUGAGGGACCAUCCCAAGAGCCAAGAUUGAGGAGAAUGGACCAAUCUACUCUGGUGUUUUUGGAAAAUGAGAAGUGACCUGAUUGAAGCAAACAGGAUGCUUCCAACACUUGACGUGGUGUUUACUGUGAGGUUAGUUCCCCUGGUCAAGAGCUGAAUGGCAGGAGGACAGACAUAGCCCCAAAAAUAAUCAUCGGCCAUUUAGGACUGAGAUGUUGAGAAACUCCUUCACUCAUUGGGUGUGGAUCUUUGGAAUACAUCACCCCACAGGACGGGGAUGGUUAGUUAGUUAGUAACAGAGGAUGGUUAGUAAAUGAGUCAAGUCUGAGCUCGGAUUUGAGGAUAAUGGGGCUACAGCAGGGAACUGGAGUUGAUGUCAAUCAUUGAUGAUUUUAUUGAAUUGAGGGGCAGGCUCCAUGACCUGUAUCUUACACAUGUUAGCAUUACCCCAGGGUUGGAAGUAGAGGGGAGGGGGUGGAAGCCGCAGGGGGUCAGCAGGUUGCUGAAUGCAAGGGGUUCAAAUCUCUGUCCUUCCCCAAACCUAGACUCACCCACACACUCUGAGGAUCAUGGGACAAGUGACAAAGUAGAGUAGCAAAGAACUGAAGAGAGUGGUUAUUUCUCUUUAAAUGUAUUUCUUCUGUUUUUGUUCAGAGUCGGUGCCUGCAGUGCAUGAUGAUGUCACAUCCCUGUUAGAAUGUGUUAACCUUCUCUGAUGGAUAGGGAUGUAAUUAUUUAGCUGUAACUGUAGAAAUCUAACUGUUUUGUCAUGAGAAAAGCUUUUGAGUUGGAGUGUGCUUUGUGAAGAUAUCAUACUGGACCUGUGGCUGGUGAAUAAGUGUCUGUCACAAACAUAAAUGAAAUAUUUCUCUUUG